GGGCCCGCGGCCAAGAUGGCGGCCUACCUGCAGUGGCGGCGAUUCGUUUUCUUCGACAAGGAGCUGGUGAAGGAACCUCUGGGCAAUGAUGGGGCCGCGCCCGGAGCUGCGCCUGCCUCUGGACCCGCAGCUUCCAAGUUCCUUUCUCUCCCUCCCGGCAUCACCGUCUGCGAUUCAGGCCGAGGGAGCCUGGUCUUUGGAGAUAUGGAAGGCCAGAUCUGGUUCUUGCCCCGCUCCUUACAGCUCACAGGCUUCCAGGCCUACAAACUGCGGGUGACACACCUGUACCAACUGAAGCAGCACAAUAUCCUGGCAUCUGUUGGUGAAGAUGAAGAGGGCAUCAAUCCCCUGGUGAAAAUCUGGAACCUGGAGAAGAGAGACGGCGGCAACCCGCUGUGCACGCGCAUCUUUCCUGCCAUCCCAGGAACUGAGCCGACCGUUGUGUCUUGUCUGACUGUUCAUGAAAAUCUCAACUUUAUGGCCAUUGGUUUCACCGAUGGCAGCGUGACGUUGAACAAAGGAGACAUCACCCGGGACCGGCAUAGCAAGACUCAGAUUUUGCACAAGGGCAACUACCCUGUCACUGGCCUGGCCUUUCGCCAAGCUGGAAAGACCACUCACUUGUUUGUGGUGACAACAGAGAAUGUCCAGUCCUAUAUAGUUUCUGGCAAGGACUGCCCACGGAUGGAGUUGGACACGCAUGGUUGUGGCCUGCGCUGCUCAGCCCUGAGCGACCCUUCUCAGGACCUGCAGUUCAUAGUGGCCGGGGACGAGUGCGUCUACUUAUACCAGCCUGAUGAACGUGGGCCCUGCUUCGCCUUCGAGGGCCACAAGCUCAUCGCACACUGGUUCAGAGGCUACCUGGUCAUCGUCUCCCGCGACCGGAAGGUCGCACCCAAGUCCGAUUUCACAGGCGCCGACUCGCAGAGCUCCGACAAGCAGAUCCUCAACGUCUAUGACCUGUGCAACAAGUUCAUCGCCUAUAGCGCCACCUUUGAGGAUGUGGUGGACGUGCUCUCCGAGUGGGGCUCCCUGUACGUGCUGACGCGGGAUGGGCGGGUCCACGCACUGCAGGAGAAGGACACACAGACCAAACUGGAGAUGCUGUUUAAGAAAAACCUCUUUGAGAUGGCCAUUAACCUAGCCAAGAGCCAGCACCUGGACAGCGACGGGCUGGCCCAGAUCUUCAUGCAGUACGGGGACCAUCUCUACAGCAAGGGCAACCAUGACGGGGCUGUCCAGCAGUAUAUCCGAACCAUCGGGAAGUUGGAGCCAUCCUACGUGAUCCGCAAGUUUCUGGACGCUCAGCGCAUCCACAACUUGACUGCCUACCUGCAGACCCUGCAUCGCCAGUCGCUGGCCAACGCUGACCACACCACCCUGCUGCUCAACUGUUACACUAAACUCAAGGACAGCUCUAAGCUGGAAGAAUUCAUCAAGACGAAGAGCGAGACUGAGGUCCACUUUGAUGUGGAGACGGCCAUCAAGGUCCUCCGACAGGCUGGCUACUACUCCCACGCCCUCUAUCUGGCAGAGAACCACGCACACCAUGAGUGGUACUUGAAGAUCCAGCUCGAAGACAUCAAGAAUUACCAGGAAGCUCUUCGGUAUAUCGGCAAGCUGCCCUUCGAGCAGGCCGAGAGCAACAUGAAGCGCUAUGGCAAGACCCUCAUGCAUCACAUCCCAGAGCAGACGACCCAGUUGCUGAAGGGACUUUGCACUGACUACCGGCCCAGCCUCGAAGGCCGUGGUGAUCGGGAGGCCCCGGGUGGCAGAGCCAACUCUGAGGAGUUCAUCCCCAUCUUUGCCAACAACCCACGUGAGCUCAAGGCCUUCCUGGAGCACAUGAGCGAGGUCCAGCCUGACUCGCCACAGGGCAUCUACGACACGCUCCUGGAGCUGCGGCUACAGAACUGGGCACAUGAGAAGGAUCCCCAGGUGAAAGAGAAGCUUCAUGCAGAGGCCAUAUCCUUGCUCAAGAGUGGCCGCUUCUGCGACGUCUUCGACAAAGCCCUGGUUCUGUGUCAGAUGCAUGACUUCCAGGAUGGGGUCCUGUACCUCUACGAGCAGGGAAAACUGUUUCAGCAAAUCAUGCACUACCACAUGCAGCAUGAGCAGUACCGGCAGGUGAUCGCAGUGUGUGAGCGACACGGGGAGCAGGAACCCUCGCUCUGGGAGCAGGCGCUCAGCUACUUUGCCCGCAAGGAGGAGGACUGCAAGGAAUACGUGGCUGCCGUGCUCAAGCACAUCGAGAACAAAAACCUCAUGCCGCCCCUGUUAGUGGUGCAAACCCUGGCCCACAACUCCACCGCCACCCUGUCGGUCAUCCGGGACUACCUGGUGCAGAAGCUGCAGAAGCAGAGCCAGCAGAUUGCGCAGGAUGAGCUGCGGGUGCGGCGGUAUCGGGAGGAGACUACCCGCAUCCGCCAGGAGAUCCAGGAGCUCAAGGAGAGUCCGAAGAUUUUCCAGAAGACCAAGUGCAGCAUCUGUAACAGCGCCUUGGAGCUGCCCUCCGUGCACUUCCUCUGCGGCCACUCCUUCCACCAGCACUGCUUCGAGAGCUACUCGGAGAGCGAUGCCGACUGCCCCACCUGCCUCCCCGAGAACCGCAAGGUCAUGGACAUGAUCCGGGCCCAGGAACAGAAGCGAGACCUCCAUGAUCAGUUCCAGCACCAGCUCAAGUGCUCCAAUGACAGCUUCUCUGUGAUCGCCGACUACUUUGGCCGAGGGGUCUUCAACAAACUGACUCUACUCACCGACCCCCCGACCUCCAGGCUCACCAGCAGCCUGGAAACAGGGCUGCAGCGGGACCUGCUCAUGCAUUCGCGAAGGGGCACCUGAGCAGCCCGCAGGAAGGGGUGCGGGUGUGGAGGGAAAGGGCAGCACAGGACUGCCGGGCAGGAGGCCCUGAGACCCGGAGACAGGCCCAGGAAGCUGCACAGAUCAGAGGCCACCGCCAUCCUUCUCCUUCCUGUCCUUCUGCCUUGGCCAGCCCACUCUUCCUCCCCUUGGCUUUUUGAGCAGCACAGUCCAUUGCAGACCCGUGGGGGAGGGUACCCCAGCAACCUCUUCCAUCUGGACAAUCGCUGCUUUAUUCUCUGUCCACAAGCACCAGGCCGUGCUUGGAUCCUUGCUCCCAGAGGCUAAAAUAAAAAUAUAAUGAUUUGGGGGUAAAGGA
This is a messenger RNA of Sorex fumeus (smoky shrew), 3178 nucleotides long. It is a transcript of the gene VPS11, whose product is annotated as VPS11 core subunit of CORVET and HOPS complexes. Gene Ontology annotation, molecular function: protein binding; protein-macromolecule adaptor activity. The transcript has 16 exons. Gene Ontology annotation, cellular component: endosome; HOPS complex. The record is from RefSeq and is a predicted model, not a curated record. Gene Ontology annotation, biological process: endosome organization; intracellular protein transport; organelle fusion. NCBI's taxonomy places the organism in Eukaryota, Metazoa, Chordata, Mammalia, Eulipotyphla, Soricidae. Bases 16 to 2841 code for a protein of 941 amino acids.